Hypomesus transpacificus is the source of this 4049-nucleotide messenger RNA. RefSeq names its product phospholipase C, eta 2b (gene plch2b). Gene Ontology annotation, biological process: phosphatidylinositol-mediated signaling; lipid metabolic process. Gene Ontology annotation, molecular function: phosphatidylinositol-4,5-bisphosphate phospholipase C activity; calcium ion binding. Lineage: Eukaryota; Metazoa; Chordata; Actinopteri; Osmeriformes; Osmeridae. Bases 1 to 3957 code for a protein of 1318 amino acids. The record is from RefSeq and is a predicted model, not a curated record. The transcript is spliced from 21 exons.
AUGGCACCUCUGUCUUCAGGGCUGAGCGUCACCGCCCCAAGGGGACCCCUGUCCCCCACCACCAAGAGCUCCUUCCCCUCCCUCAACUCCCUGGCCCCGGGGAUGUUUUCCCCCUCUCUGUCCAGGGGCACCCCCAGCUCAGGGAGGAGAGCUUCCAGCCCCUUCAGGAGCCCCAGCCCGUCCAUCAUGACCUCCCCCAAGCUGUGGCAGAAGACCUCCAUCUCCAGGCUGGCAGAGGAGUUCUUCUGGAUUGGGGGGAGUAUAGUGGCUCAGCCCAAAUGGAGACUGGGUCAGACCGUGGAGAGGUGUAUGUGUACCAUGCAAACAGGCACCCAGAUGACAAAGUUAAAAGGAAAGAAGAAGGGUCUGGUGCGCUACUUCUACCUGGACGAGCACAAGUCCUGCAUCCGCUGGAGGCCCUCCAGGAAGCAUGACAAAGCCAAAAUAACUAUCGACUCCAUCCAUGAGGUGUGCGAGGGGAAGAAGUCGGAGAUCUUCCAGCGUUAUGCAGACAGCCGCUUUGAUCCCAACUGCUGCCUCAGUAUUUACCAUGGCAGCCACGUGGAGUCCCUGGACCUGGUCACCACCAGUGGGGACGAGGCGCGUACCUGGAUCACCGGUCUUAAGUACCUAAUGGCGGGCAUCAGUGACGAGGACAGUCUGGCCAGGAGGCAGCGUGUCCGGGACCAAUGGCUCCAGCAGACAUUCUCAGAGGCUGACAAGAAUGGAGAUGGAACCCUGAGCAUUGGAGAGGUCCUGCACCUUCUCCACAAACUGAAUGUCAACCUGCCCAAGGAGAAGGUCAGGGAGAUGUUUACGGAGGCAGACACGGAUGACAACCAGGGUUCUUUAGCGUUUGAGGAGUUCUGCAACUUCUAUAAGAUGAUGUCCACUCGCAGAGACCUCCAUCUCAUCAUGAUCUCCUACAGCAACCAAAAAGAGUACAUGGACCUCAAUGACCUGGCACGCUUCCUGGAGAAUGAACAGAAGAUGGUCAACGUCACCCGGGAACACUGUCUGGAAAUAGUGGUCCAGUUUGAGCCCUGUCCUGAGCAUCUUCAACACAAGGUCCUGGGGAUUGAUGGGUUCACCAACUAUAUGCGGAGUCCAGCAGGAGAUAUCUUCAACCCAAACCACUACCAUGUGAACCAGGAUAUGACCCAGCCUCUGACCAACUAUUUCAUCUCCUCCUCACACAACACGUACCUGACAGGGGACCAGUUCCUGUCCCAGUCCAGGGUGGACAUGUAUGCCUACGUCCUCCAGGCUGGCUGCCGCUGUGUGGAGGUGGACUGCUGGGAUGGCCCUGAUGGGGAACCCAUAGUCUACCAUGGUUACACACUAACAUCUAAGAUCCUCUUCAGAGAUGUCAUCGAAACCAUCAACAAAUAUGCCUUUACAAAGAAUCAGUACCCAGUCAUCCUGUCUAUAGAGAACCACUGCACAGUGCCACAGCAGAAGAAGAUGGCCCAGUACCUGAAGGAGGUGCUGCAGGACAAGGUGGACCUGACUUCCGUCAACAUGAACGAGUUCAGAAAACUGCCCUCCCCCGAGACCCUGAAAGGAAAAGUCCUGGUGAAGGGAAAGAAGCUUCCAGCUAACCUAGAUGCUGAAGCAGAGGAAGGGGAUGUAUCGGAUGAAGACAGUGCAGAGGAGGAGGAUGAGGAGGAGGAGGAGGACAUACAGGCAAAUACAGUAAGACAUUUACCAGAGCUUGACAUGAAGAAGAAGAACUUCAGCAGGUCCUUAAUGGGCAGCUUCAGGCGUAAGAGGAAAAAGAAAUUGAAAGUAAAGAAGAGGCUGAUGCCUGACGGAGAUGUUGACCAAGAGUGCCACGGCAGGGAACGGACGCAGAUUGUCUACUACACCAAGAAGAGGAAGACCAUGAGGCUGUCCCGGGCCCUGUCUGACCUGGUCAAAUACACCAAGUCUGUCCGUGUCCACGACAUUGAGACACAAGCGUACAUGACCAGCUGGCAGGUGUCGUCCUUAAACGAGAGCAUCGUCAACCAGAUCAUGCAGCUGAAGCCCGCCCAGCUGGUCCGCUUCAACCAGCGGCAGCUCCUGAGAGUCUACCCCUCCAACUACCGCGUGGACUCCAGCAACUUCAACCCUCAGCCUUUCUGGAACUCAGGAUGCCAUAUGGUUGCGUUGAAUUACCAAACCGAAGGCCGCAUGCUUGAACUGAACAGAGCCAAGUUUGCCAACAAUGGUAACUGUGGAUACAAUCUCAAGCCCAAGUGCAUGUGUAAAGGUGCCUUUAACCCCAUGAUGGAGGACCCGCUUCAAGGCCAGAGGAAGACCCAGCUGGUGCUGAAGAUCAUCAGUGGGCAGCAGCUUCCUAAACCCCAAGACUCCAUGAUGGGGGACAGAGGGGAGAUCAUUGAUCCAUUUGUGGAGGUGGAGAUCAUUGGUCUGCCCAUCGACUGCUUUAAAGAACAGACCAGAGUUGUGGAUGAUAAUGGGUUCAACCCCAUGUGGGAGGAGACCCUGGUCUUCACGGUGCACAUGCCCCAGAUCGCCUUGGUCCGUUUUGAGGUGUGGGAUCACGACUCGAUAGGACGAGAUUUCAUUGGACAGCGGACCAUCGCUUUCAGCAGCAUGAUGCCAGGUUAUCGCCACAUUUAUCUGGAGGGAAUCAAGGAGGCAUCUAUCUUUGUCCACGUGGCUGUGAAUGACCUCACAGGAAAGGUCAAGUCAACUAAUGCUGUGAAAGGACUGAUCAAAAAGGCCACCAAACACACCAAGGGCCACAAGAAGCAGCAGGCGUCCCUGGACUUCUCCACACACUCCUCGGAAGAGGGGCGCGGGGUCCGCUUUCCCAAAGACCUGGACUCCUUCUCCCAGGACAGCAGGAACUGCAGCAUGUCCUCCAGGGCACUGCCGCCUGCGUUCAGGGCCUCCCUCCACCAGGGGGCGAUGAGUGAGCCAGUGAAGCGCUCUCACAGGGUUCAGAUUAAGGACUCUCUAGAGAAGAGGAGGGGCAUUCUCAGGAUAUCCACCUCCUCCAACCCUUGGGAGGCCACCGCCCACUGCAUUAAAGAGGGCAGCACAGAUCUGGAGAACUCGUCUCAGUCCUCCUCUCAGGUCGACAGUCCACGGAUUCAGGCGAGAUGCCCGGAGCCAGGGCUUCAGCCUCGGACUCCACCGUCGCAGCGGUCACACCAGGACAGCCCUGGGUCAGAUCAGGUGUUUGAGUGGCCCGAGCCAGCACAGACUGAGGAGUUCAAAGAUGGAGAACAGACAGAGCAGCCUUGGGACUCUACUGGGACAAUGUCUGUUUCAGCUGUGUUAGAGGUCCUGAGUAGGCCUGAACCUGAGCCACAGCCUCCUUCCCUGCCCCAGGUCCAGCCCCAAUCACAGCCCCAGGUCCAGCCACACCACCAGCCCCAAUCACAGCCCCAGGUCCAGCCACAACACCAGCCCCAGUCCUACCCUCCAUCACAGCCCGAGCCCCUAUCAGACCACAAGCUCCAACCAGAGUGCCAGGCCCAGCAACCCAAACCUAAAUCCAUCCCCCAGCCCCUGGUAGCACCGUCCUCUCCACUCCGGGUCCGACGGACUCUGCAGACGCCCCCCACCCAGCAGCCCCCCACCCCCAUACGGAGGACGGCCCGCUCGCGAAGCUGUCCCCGUAAACAGCCUGCCUCGCCCCUCACCCCCGCAGCCAAUCGCAGGUACGCCGGCCACUGGCAGGGCCCUCCCCCACAAACCCUCCCCCACGGUGGCCACGCCAAGCAGGUGAAGCCCCUACCCAACGGACUGGGUCUGUCUGACAGCGAGUCCAGCAGCGCGGGCAGCAUGGAGAGCCUGGAGCUCCUGCCCUCCCGUGUGCCGUUCGACGGGGCCAGGGGGGACGGCACCCUGCAGAGGCAGAUGAACGCCAUGUUCGACGAGAAGAUGAUGGAGAUCCGCAGCAAAUCGCCGCUCUUUUUCAAUGAUCGCUCCACCUUGUAAUGAGCAGGCAGUCCACAGAGCGCAGGGGCUGGGUGACGCCUCGUAGACCCAGCUAGGAUGGAGGAACCUCAGACGCACAGUACAGUACAUUA